GUCUCUGGGCCCAGACUCUAUGGUAGCUGCCAUUGGUGGUCAUGGCUCUUUGCCUUACUCAGGUAUUUAAUAAAGACAGAACAUUUCGCCCCAGGAAGAGGUUUGAACCCGGAACUCAGCGCUUUGAAUUGUAUAAAAAGGCCGAAGCCUCCCUAAAGUCCGGCCUUGACUUGAAGACGGUGGUCCAGCUUCCCCCUGAAGAAAACAUUCAUGAUUGGAUUGCUGUGCACGUGGUGGACUUCUUCAAUAGGAUAAACCUGAUCUAUGGGACCAUGUCUGAGUUCUGCACGGAGCGGAGCUGCCCCGUCAUGUCUGGGGGUCUCAGGUAUGAAUACAGGUGGCAGGAUGAGCAGAAGUAUAAGAAGCCCACUAAAGUGUCAGCUCCUCUGUACAUGAACAUGCUGAUGGAGUGGAUCGAGACUCUGAUAAACAACGAGGAUAUAUUCCCAACUAGAACAGGGGUCCCCUUUCCCAGGAACUUCCAGCAAGUUUGUAUGAAGAUUCUGACUCGUCUGUUCCGCGUCUUCGUUCACGUUUAUAUUCAUCACUUUGACGGCGUUGUCAGCGUGGGAGCCGAGGCGCACGUCAACACCUGCUACAAACACUUCUACUACUUCACCACCGAGUUCAGCCUCAUCGACCAUCGAGAACUGGAACCGCUGAGAGAGAUGACCGAGAGGAUCUGCCACUGACGCCCCUAACCCA
Messenger RNA from Nanorana parkeri, 705 nucleotides. RefSeq names its product MOB kinase activator 3C. Gene Ontology annotation, biological process: positive regulation of protein phosphorylation; signal transduction. Gene Ontology annotation, molecular function: protein kinase activator activity. Gene Ontology annotation, cellular component: cytoplasm; nucleus. The coding region runs from base 42 to 692 and encodes 216 amino acids. Lineage: Eukaryota; Metazoa; Chordata; Amphibia; Anura; Dicroglossidae. The transcript has 3 exons. The record is from RefSeq and is a predicted model, not a curated record.